UGCACACCCCUACCCACAGCCUAAUGAGAUGCUCUAACCAGACAAGUUCAGCUGUGGGUUGGUUGGUAGGCAGGCUGUGUAACAGGAACCACAUGUGGGCUGCAGGCAGGGCUAAAUAGGGGCCCCUAGUCUCUCUCAGCCAGACUGGUGUGGGGUCAUCUGGAAACUACUACGUGGCAUGCCCUGCUGGCAGGCACUUCUAGCAACUUUCUAUUCCUCCUAGAUCCAGUAUAUCAGUUUUCCAACAAUCCCUGUGUAGCUCUGUAUCCCUGGACAUACCAAGCUGAUAAACUCUUCUGAAAAAGUCACCACCAACAGCAGUCCCACCAUGAUGUCCCUCCUGUACACAAUCCUGAUCAUACCAGCUUGUCUGGUGGUCAGCAUCUAUGGCCAGGGGUCAUAUUCUGGCCAGGGGAAACACUCUGGCCAAGGGAAACAGUCGGAGGAGGCUCCUGAGCAAGGCCAGUGUGUGAGGUGUUGCCCACAAGACAACCCCCCAGGGCCUCAGAUCAUCGCUCUUCCUCAACAAAUGACAUCAGAGAAGGGAGAUAAAGGUGACCCCGGCUGGCCCGGCCCUGUGGGUGUGAGGGGACCGGAGGGGACAGAGGGACCCCCUGGACUGGACGGAGCCAGAGGACCAAGAGGACCCCCCGCCCCGAACGCCACCAGACCUCAGGCUGCCUUCUCCGUGUUACGGGCAUCUCCUAUGUUUGGGGAUCACAAAUACCAAACCAUCACCUUUGAACACCAGUUUGUAAACAUAGACCAGCACUUUAACAAUGACACAGGCGUGUUUUACUGCAUGAUCUCUGGCAUCUACCAUUUCUCUUACACUAUACACACAUACAAUGGGUACGAAUCGUAUGUACACCUGAUGAAGAAUGAGGAGAAGCAGGUAAUGAACUUUAGCCAGUCUGGCAGCCGCAGCAUCAUGCAGACACAGUUUGCAAUGCUGCCGCUGGACAAAGGAGACCGUGUCUGGCUACGACUAGCUGGCAGGAAUACAACUGCCAUCUUUAGUGACAGCAAAGACUUCUACGUCACCUUUAACGGGUACCUGGCAGUGCCUCAGGACUAUGAACUCAGUAAUAUCAUACCACAGAAGACAGAACCUGACAAAGGCCAUGUACUUGAUUGAGAGCUAUUUGAAUACCAAAGCUACAGUUCUACCAUUGUACUGAGUGUGUACUUUGUGCUCUGUUGAGUGUACAGGUGUAAAAAAAAACAGUAGAAUACUGUAUAAUUAAACAAUCGUUUGAGUGUUGUGACCUCAGACUUAUUUUUUAAAAAGACUACUUGUCUUACUUCAACCUAUUGAAAGUUUAAUUACCAGAGAACCAGAACAGAAGACUGAUACACAUACAGCAUACUUAAGGUUCAAAAGUAUGAAAUUGUGUUGUUUUCACUGGCAUGGAAUAACAACAAUAAACAUUGGUUUGUAUAUGAAUGUAAAAUAAUGACUUUAUGUGUUGAAUAAAAGAUUUGAAACUGAA
Molecule: messenger RNA, 1493 nt
Organism: Branchiostoma floridae (Florida lancelet)
Lineage: Eukaryota; Metazoa; Chordata; Leptocardii; Amphioxiformes; Branchiostomatidae
Product: complement C1q tumor necrosis factor-related protein 1-like
Exons: 3
Coding region: 329-1138 (269 amino acids)
Molecular function (GO): protein binding
Source: RefSeq, a predicted model, not a curated record